UUUCACCCAGAAUCUGUCGUCAGUUUUGUCGGAUCCGAAACGUUCUCGCUCUGAGGUGCAUGCCUUCUUCACUCGGCACUGGGGCGAUUCGUUUGUGCCGAAGACGCGAAUCGCUUCAUCGCCAGCCUUACCGGCCAUCGAUUUGGCACAUUUCAAAAACUAUUUGGAUACAAUUGCUAAGAAACAUUUGAAAUAUGUGAAAGCGAAGAGAGAGUUGAGCAGAUGUUUGACACGUCGUGAAGAGAACACAAGAACUGAUACAAACGACGUUCCGCCGAUCCUGCUAUCGCCGCACUUUUCAUUGGCCGAUUCGGAAACAUUUGAAGCGAUAUUUUUGGAACCGAAACAGGGCGAUGCGGAGGAUCAAUUGUGGAUGGUCGAUAAAACAGCGAUCGCAUGCUCAUCAAGCACGAAUCCGUUCGAUGAGGACAACACCACUCCAGAAAGCACACCAAAGACGUCACGACAAGCCGAUCGCAAAGUGUUAACGAAUUAUGCACUUCAGUCAAACGUGCGAUUCGAUGCGGGUCGCGGACGGGUAUUUCGAUCGUAUGAAACACUUCAGAAUCGACUGGAAUAUUACCAUGAUGUUGUUGAUUCAAGAUUGAAUAAUCAGCUGGCUGCAAAAUCGAACUCUUUUUGGAAAACGGUUAAGUCGUGUGGUAGUUUAUAUGGAGAACUGAAUGAUGCGCAAAAUAAAGUCAAAUGUUUACGGUUAGUUUUUGGAAAGAAAAAUCUCCAAGAGGUGAAUGAGAAAGUUUACUUGAGAAUGGUAAAAAUCAUAGAAUUGUACAAGAGGAGAGAGCAGCGUGAGAAAUUGCUUCAGAAAUUGCAGGAUAUAUCCUGCCUGCGAGAUGCACAAUUGACCGUUCAAAUGUUGUUGAAUCAGAGUGACUAUCCAAAAGCGCUGGAAUGCAUCGAAACAGCUCAAGAUGUGCUACGUUCUGACCUGCGUGGCAUUCUCUGUUUC
Anisakis simplex (herring worm) is the source of this 970-nucleotide messenger RNA. NCBI's taxonomy places the organism in Eukaryota, Metazoa, Nematoda, Chromadorea, Rhabditida, Anisakidae. The record is from the annotation of a GenBank genome assembly.